Molecule: messenger RNA, 3432 nt
Organism: Nerophis lumbriciformis (worm pipefish)
Lineage: Eukaryota; Metazoa; Chordata; Actinopteri; Syngnathiformes; Syngnathidae
Source: RefSeq, a predicted model, not a curated record
AUGAGGCCCAAGACAUUUCCGGCGGCGCCAUACGUGGGCAACACACGCCAGAGGCUUCAGGAAAUUAAGGAGGGCCUGAAGCAGCCGGCCAAGUUAGUGAGCCAGGCCCUCCACGGGGGCAGCCAGCGGGCCGAAGGAGCCGGCCGCCCUGCUGACUGCAAGGGUAGUAAGGAUGCGGCCGGUCGGCAGCAACCUGUGCGGCCGCCGCAGAAGUUCAACAACUAUCAGAGCGCCUUGCGGGAGAUCCGCAAGUCGCUCAUGCCUUUCGCCAACGAGUCAGGACCUUCAUCCGGGUCGGGGCACCCAGCCGGCGAGGUCAAUCGGCAGAUGCUGCAAGAGCUUGUCAACGCUGGAUGUGACCAGGAAAUGGCCGUCCGGGCAUUAAAGCAAACCGGAAGCAGGAACAUUGAAGCAGCCCUUGAAUACAUUAGUAAGAUGGGCUACCUGGACCCUCGCAACGAACUCAUUGUCCGUGUUAUUAAACAGACUUCACCAGGAAAAGCUGGCAUGCCCCCCUCAAUGGAACACCGCCCCCCACUGGAAGCCUCAGGUGAGGCUGCGGGCGCCAUGCCCCCAUACCACCCCAUGUAUGAGGGCGUGGCCGGAUACGGUCCGGAAGGCGAGAUGGCCAGACCAUACAUGAGUGCUCCCCCUGUCAUGAACUACAUGAUGCCGCCCUCUGGGGCAGCACAGGGUCCACCCAUGGGAAACCCAAUGGGUCGACCGCCCAGCAUGGGUAAUUACCCACCAGUGAUGGCCCCUCAGAGUAACCCAGCAACUGCCAUGUACCCACCGGGCUCCCAGCAGAAAGGCUAUCCUGGUGGCAUGGAGCAGCACGGGCCAUUAAUGAGCUACAAUGUCGCCGGUCAACCGUUGCCACCUGGGGCACCAGUGCCGGGACCCCACUAUGAUUACGGCCCUCCCAGGCCUCACUUAAUGGAGCCCACAGGCUAUGGAGUCAAGAGAACCGCAUCUUUUCAGAACAAGAUGGCCCCACCCCCCAUGGCGCCCCCAGACAAUUAUGUAAAUAUGCAAGGUAAAGGGCCAAUGGGCCAGAAUGUUCCGGUAGCAGGUGGGGGGGCUUACCCCACAAAUCUAUACCUGGCCACUCACUCGCAUCCACGUCAGGCGAGCCCCACCUCCCACCAGGUUCACAUGAUAUCCCGUUCUCCGGGCGGGGUGCCACCCAUGGGCCCAGACUUCCCUGAUCUUCCACAGGGGUUGAUGACGCCAUCCAGAGCGAGCCUCAACCUGGACUUAUAUGAUCACCACUGGGCGGGGCCCCAAGGUCCCGAAGGAGCCCCCCAAGCCAGACAGCCUCAACCUCAGGGGCCAUUCAGGGGUGAGGUCCGGGUGCCCAGCAGAGCCAACUCCUUCAACAGCCGUUCCACUGUGUCUAACGGUGUUCGGCCUCCAAUGAGCGCGUCUCAGGAUCCUUCCUUGGGUCCUCCUAACACCAUCACAGCUGUCACUUCUCCUCCCAUCCAACAGCCAGUCAAGAGCAUUCGGGUGAUGAGACCAGAACCCAAGACAGCGGUGGGACCAUGCCACCCCAGCUGGAUGGCAGCCCAAGCUCAGGAAACGUCAGAACCACUGGCCUACAUGCCUGAGGAAACGUACACCCUAGAGCCCCCCCAGGAGCCCCGCUGUCCGCCGCCACCUUACCCCAAGAAUCUCAUUAUCCCAACUUGUGAGACAGGGGCCCUGGAAGGUGGCGGAACCGCUGGUGGGGCUCAAGAUCUUGGUAGCCCCAAUAUUCGAAGCACACACAGUGGGAGUGGCGGCAGUGGAACCACAGAGGAUGGAUCGCAACAGAUUAAGGAGAAGACAAAAGGCAGCAAGACCGAGAAACCAGUCAAAGACAAAAAACAGAUCCAGACGUCGCCCGUCCCCGUAAGAAAAAAUGGCCGCGACGAAGAGAAGCGUGAAUCCCGGAUCAAGACCUAUUCGCCCUUUGCCUUCAAGUUCUACAUGGAGCAGCACAUCGAGAACGUCAUGAAGACUUACCAGCAGAAGCUCAACCGCAGACUUCAGCUGGAACAGGAAAUGUCCAAGGCUGGCCUGUCCGAGGCAGAGCAGGGUCAGAUGAGGAAGAUGCUUAACCAGAAAGAGUCCAACUACAAUCGGUUGAGGCGCGCCAAGAUGGACAAGUCCAUGUUUGUCAAAAUUAAGACACUGGGCAUUGGCGCCUUUGGAGAGGUGUGCUUGACACGCAAGGUGGACACGUAUGCCCUUUAUGCCAUGAAGACUCUGCGCAAAAAAGAUGUUCUCAACCGAAAUCAGGUGGCCCACGUGAAGGCAGAGCGUGAUAUCUUGGCAGAGGCCGACAACGAGUGGGUGGUGCGCCUCUACUACUCCUUCCAGGACCGCGAUAGCCUAUACUUCGUCAUGGACUACAUCCCCGGUGGAGACAUGAUGAGCCUACUGAUCCGUAUGGGCGUCUUCCCCGAGCCUCUGGCCUGCUUCUACGUGGCCGAGCUGACGCUGGCCAUCGAGAGUGUCCACAAAAUGGGCUUCAUCCAUCGCGAUAUAAAGCCCGAUAACAUCCUCAUCGACCUGGACGGACACAUCAAGCUGACAGACUUUGGUCUGUGCACUGGCUUCCGUUGGACCCACAAUUCCAAAUACUACCAGAAGGGGAGCCAUGUAAGACAGGACAGCAUGGAGCCUAGCGACUCUUGGGAUGAUGUGUCCAACUGCCGCUGCGGGGACCGGCUGAUGACACUGGAGCAGCGGGCCAAUCGUCAGCAUCAGCGCUGCUUGGCCCACUCGCUGGUUGGCACACCCAACUACAUCGCGCCCGAGGUGUUGCUGCGCAAGGGGUACACCCAGUUGUGUGACUGGUGGAGUGUCGGGGUGAUCUUGUUUGAGAUGCUGGUGGGUCAGCCGCCAUUCCUGGCACCCACUCCAACAGAGACUCAAAUUAAGGUCAUCAACUGGGAAAGUACACUGCAGGUACCAGCCCAAGUCAAGCUGAGCCCGGAAGCCGUGGACAUCAUUGGGCGCCUCUGCUGCUCGGCCCAAGACCGCCUGGGAGCCAACGGCGCCGGCGAGAUCAAGGCGCAUCCUUUUUUCGUAAAGGUGGACUUUUCCAGCAACCUUCGUCAGCAGCCAGCCCCCUACCGGCCCAAGAUUGCCCACCCUAUGGACACGUCUAACUUCGACCCGGUGGAAGAGGAGGGCGGCCCCGGGGCUUGGAGCGACAGCGGAGACAGCACCCGGGCCUUGGACGCCUUGUGCUCACCACACGGCAAACACCCGGAGCACGCCUUCUAUGAGUUCACCUUCCGCAGGUUCUUUGACGACAACGGCUGCCCUUUCCGCUACCCCAAGCCCCCCGAGAGCGGCCCAGAGGAAGAGGACGAAGAUGAACAAGAUGAUGAUGACGACGACGAGGAAGCGGGGGAAGGGUGUGAGCCAGUUUACGUUUAG